Messenger RNA from Lagopus muta (rock ptarmigan), 6000 nucleotides. It is a transcript of the gene TBC1D2, whose product is annotated as TBC1 domain family member 2. The transcript is spliced from 14 exons. The record is from RefSeq and is a predicted model, not a curated record. Lineage: Eukaryota; Metazoa; Chordata; Aves; Galliformes; Phasianidae. Bases 413 to 3178 code for a protein of 921 amino acids.
GCGGUGCAGCCCGGUGCCAGGCUCUGCCGUGCCCCCCCGGCGGGGAUACGGCUGUGCUGUGAGGCUGUGGGAGGGCGGGGGGAGAAACGUCUGUGCGGGGCCCACCCUCAUCUUCCCUUUUCGUCGGUGAGUCAGUGUCGCGUUCGGCUGGACGGCUCUUUCGGACGGCUCGCAGGCUGAGGGAGGCUUGAAGCAGAGGCUCCUCUCACUGUCGGAUCUGUUCUGGAGGCCGUGGUCACCCGGCUUGGGGUGUCUGCAGCUCUGCAGCAGCAGACAGUGGCUUCCAGAGGCAUCUCUCCAGAAUCCUGCAAGUAGGUUGUAGAAUAAUGUUGAUAUAGUUGGUAUCUGCUGUACCUCGUUUACCUGGAGAUUUCCUGUUUCAGUUUGUUUCUGAGUGUAUUUCCUGAAAGAGAUGAAGAAAGGACCAGGAAGUGGUGCUUGUCCCAGUGCUGGAGUUCCAGACCAGAUAACAGAGCCAAACUCAGAUGGCAGUAGGAGCGACGGAGACUCAGCAAAAGAGAAAGAUGUGCUUCCCUCUCCUGGAGAACUGGAAAAUAUACAGCUGAAACCCAGCAGUGAAACACACAGAAAAAAACUCUGUGGCUAUUUAAAUAAGCUAGGCAUUAGGGGUCCAAUCAAGACCUGGAAGUCUCGGUGGUUCAUUUAUGAUGAAAAUAAGUGCCACUUACUAUACUACAGGACUGCACAGGACAUCAACCCUUUGGGCUCUAUUGAUCUCUCCAGUGCUAGCUUUGACUGCAAAGUAGAAAAUGAUGAAGGGGUUUUUGAGAUCAGAACACCGAACAGAGUUUUUACUCUAAAGGCAAUCAGCAAACAGGCAAUGAUGUACUGGCUGCAGCAGCUACAAGUGAGACGUUGGGAAUUUUGCAGUGCUCAGAGCAGAUUUCCCGUGGGCAGCUCCCAGCUUGUAAAUGAACCUCUAGUUGGCAGAAUAAAUGUUGCUGAUGAUGAGGGCUUUCUGCCUCCAGUCAAAACGCCAACAGAAGUGGUGGGUUUACAGGCAGCCUCUUUGCCUGCACCCCAAACAGCUACAGCUUUGCAGAACAUCUCCCUUAAGCACCCUUGGACAGAGAUACAAAACACUGUCUACAAUAUCUGUGGCUCCAAGCAACUCUGGGGGAAUGAUGGGAAUGUCUUUAACUUCAGUAAAUUCCAGGAGGACCCUGAACAAGAGGCAGAAGUGGAAGCACAGUGUACAGUGAAGGAGACCCCGGAGGAUGGGAGGAUGGAGUCUCGGUUGAACUUGUUUAGGAAAGCCAAGUGGGUGAACAGUAGCUUGGCAGAAGAGCAACCCCGGGAGAGGAACUCAAUGGAUAAAGUGAACGUCCUACAGCAACAGAUGCUGACACUCACAGAGGAGGUCAAGUCACAGAAGGAGUUGGUUAAGCUUCUCCACAAAGCCCUGGAGGCAGCCCAGCAGGAGAAGCGAGUGUCUAGCAUGUAUCUCACUGCAGCAGAAGAUAAGGACAGGCUGGAGUUAGUGCGCCACAAAGUGAGACAAAUUGCAGAUCUCACCAGUCGACUGGAAGCUCUUGAACAGGAGAAGAAGGAACUUGAGCAGAUGCUUGCUCUGAGAGACAGCCAUAUCCAGGAACUCAAAGAGCAUGUGCAGCUUCUGAUGGAGAAGAACCAUGCCAAACAGCAAGUCAUCAUGGCCUUGACAGAGCAGAGGACCCGAGAACACUCUGAUCCCCUGCAAGAAGCAAACGCUGUCACUGCAGAGACAUUGUAUAAACAGCAGGAGGAGAUUGAGCACCUGAAGGAUGAUAUCGAUGCAUACAAAACCCAGAACCAGUUUCUCAAUUCGGAAAUCCACCAGGUUACUCGGCUUUGGACAAGAGUUGCUGAGAAUGAAAAAGCCCUUCUGAUGAAGUGUGCCUAUCUGCAAGCCCAAAACUGCCAGAUGGAGAGCAAAUACCUGACGGUCUUGCGGAAGCUGCAGGAGACUCUCUGCGGCCUCCCCAGCUCACAUGCUGAUUUGGUGAGGAACCUCAUCCAGGAAGCACUCCAGUGGGAUGUGAAGGAAGGAGCAGAUCUGAACCUGAACCCUGUGAGUGAGUAUGAUGAGUAUGGGUUUAUGACCGUACCUGACUACGAAGUUGAGGACUGGAAGCUUCUGGCCAAAAUUCAAGCCCUGGAGAUGAAGUCCAACAACCUGCGGAGCCAGGAGGUAGUGGAGAAGCCCCUUCGUGACAGGUGGAAUAGCAUUGGGGAGCUGAGUCCAUCUGCAGAGCUGAAAAGCCUUAUUAGAAGUGGCAUUCCUGUGGAGCAUCGGCAGCGGGUCUGGAAGUGGAUUGUCAGCCAGCACUGCAGCUAUCUGCCUGACCACUACCAGCGGUUGUUAAGACAGAGCAAGAGCACUGAGCACCCUGCCUGUCGGCAGAUUGAGCUUGACCUGCCCCGCACACUGACCAGCAACAGACAUUUUUCAUCUCCCACUUCCCAGCUCAUCCCCAAGCUCCGAAGGGUGCUGCUGGCAUUCUCCUGGCACAAUCCUGCCAUUGGAUACUGCCAAGGACUGAACAGAUUGGCAGCUGUUGCCCUGUUGGUCCUGGAAGAUGAGGAAAAUGCUUUCUGGUGUCUGGUCCAUAUUGUGGAGAACCUAAUGCCAGCAGACUACUACAGUGACACCCUGAUAACAUCACAGGUAGAUCAAAGAGUCUUCAAAGACUUCCUGGCAGAGAAGCUGCCUCGCCUCAUGGCUCAUUUUGAGCAGUAUCAGAUUGAUGUCUCACUCAUUACCUUCAACUGGUUUCUGGUGGCCUUUGUGGACAGCUUGGUCAGUGACAUCCUCCUGCGAGUGUGGGAUGCUUUCCUGUAUGAAGGGACUAAGGUGAUUUUCCGCUAUGCUCUUGCGAUUUUUAAAUACAAUGAGGAGGAAAUCCUAAGAAUUCAUGACAGUGUGGAGAUCUACCAGUACCUACGUUUUUUCACAAGGAUGAUUGUGGAUGGCAGGAAGCUGAUGAACAUUGCCUUCAAUGAUUUAAACCCCUUCCCCAUGAAACUGCUGAGGAAUCGGAGGAGAAUUCACAGGGAAGAGCUGGAGACAGAGCUGUGCGAGCUGGAACAGAUCAAAGCAGCCUACGUAAAAGGGAGAGCAGAGCAGGGAUCUCAAGGCUUGGAGGAAAUCGUUAGUGAGGAGGAGGAAGAGAUAUAGCGAAAACAGCUCAUCACUCCUCUCCCACCUUGUGGAAGGUCUAACAGCUAUCUGUAUGUGACAGAGGGAGAACAGAUGCUUGUAGGAGUUCAUCUGCCCCUGGAAGGCUGUCGAUGUAGGACCGUGUGGGGAUUUAGCCAGGCUUUGUGAUAGAUUGGAAGGUGUCAGAGGAAUUUUACCCAUCCUGUCCACCCCGUGCUGUGCAACUGAGAGAUGCAGCUGAAGAUCUGUAGGAAAUAAUGGUGGUGGUACCACAACAUGAUGCAGGUGAUCCAACCAGGCAGGGCAUUUCUUGAAGAGGCUUGAAAGAGAUUUUUCUGUGCAUACAAAAUCAUAAAUAAGUAAAGCAAGAGCUUUUCUUCACUGGUACCUAAACUUCUUAACUGUCUGGGAGGGGAACCUGCUCUUUGAACACACAGUGCCUUUAGUGGUUCACUUGCCAGGAGAGCGCACACACACACAAACCUGCAGCUGUUGAGCCAUGCUGCUCUCUCCAGGUUGGGCCUGAAGAAGGCCUGGAAGCUGGAGGACAUCUUGCUAUGGGGCUCAGGCUGGGACAAAUGAAAUGAAACGGGGGAAGGUGGAGUUGUCUAUCCAGUUUAUUUUGGUUCCUGUGGGAAUCCACAGGGGCACAAGGUGUGUCUCUUGCCUGGCUGGAAGAUGCUGGGAACUACCCUUCCUCUUUGUUUAGCUUUGAGCAGAGCCAUCUGUGUGAUAAACUGAAUUUGCACUAGAGAGCCCUCAUCUUGCUGUGAACCAGCUGGCUGUGGACAUGGCAUGGCAACUUGGACUGCUGGGGGCAGCUGAGUCUUUCGACCCACAGCUGACCAGGACAAGCAUGUGGCCCUCUCUGCCUCUGAGGCAUGCUUCUCCUCUGCUAGGUUUCUUCACCAAUGUGCCUGUCUCUGACAUACACUGAAAAUCCACAUGAAUGUGUCCUUUCUGACUUGAUUUCUCUGAGGUUUUGAAGGGAAUCCAUCUUUUCUCUUUGCUGUGCCCAAGUUUUGAGUGUGGGUGCUGCUUUGACGCAUGGAAUAUGGCACAUUAGGGGUGAAACUAUUUGGACUAGAUCACACACACACACAAAAAGUUACUAUUUCCUGAAUUAGCUGCUGGCCUCCAUGGCCUCCAGUGCACCGAAGUGCCCCUCCUGCCUCUAGCAGAUGAGAUCUGGUAGCUUUCUCCUCUGCCCUGGGGCUGCCCCAUCCCUUGGGCCUGCAGCUCAGUCCUCCACAGACGCAGAGUUGGUCGAGCGCUUCAGAUAAAUACAGCUUUUUCCCCAUCCUGAUUCUGCUGCCCUGCUUUCCUGCUGAGAGGUGCUUUAUUCCAGGUGUGCCUGCAGCGCCCUGCUGUACGGGGAGACAUCUGCUCUGUAUUUUUAGGAGCCCACUCAGCAAAUUAUGCCUCCUCUAAACCUUGUGUGUAUAAAGUCAUUCACGCUUGCAGAGAAAGGGAGACGGGGCAUCCACAGCCCGUGCUGCUCUCAGCCAGCUGGGCGAUAGCCAAAGCCACGGACAGCGGUGAGCCCAGCAACCUGGUGCAUACGGUAUGAGACACGAGGACUCCGAUCAGCCCGCUUCGAAGAAUGACAGAAGCCUGAGGUGGCAGAGCCCUCUAGAGGCCGGCACACAGCAUGAAUUUACAUUCAAAUGGGAGCUGAGGUCUGGGAAGAGCGAGAACCCUGCAGCGGAUAGACGGGCAACAGCGAGACAGAUCCACUGCCGUCAUUAACACCUGUGCACACCGACUGUGUGUGAGAAGAAAGUCUCAGCAGUGUCUUACCACAACAUCCCAACCCUCUGCCCGACCCCCAAAAAACCAGACCAGUUUUAAAAGGAUGCCAUGUAACUAGAGAAGCUCCAAAGACAGAAGGAUGUUCUUUAUAGCUGCUGAUCUGAUUGACUCAUAGAUUUACGUGUGCACACAAAUACAGAUUGCUGCUACUUUUGGCUUUUGAAAAGCAUCCUCUCUUAAAUAAUGACGUGGAAAUUAGAAGUAUAGUUAAAAUCCUGUUGUUAUUAAGACUUAUAGGUUUUGCUCCACACGUAACGUUUAAUGGUGUUCCUCUGAUUGUUAAUCACCUGCUGAGUGUAUGACCACUGCUUCCUUCCUAAACUGUGGUGAAAAUGGGCAUAACUGCAAGGCCUCUGCCUUGCCAGCGUGCUCUCACAGCCCCUGCUCCUGUUCCCUCCUGCUCUACCAACUCUGAUGCUCCUGACCAGUGCUGGGCUGAACCACUGGUGUCACGGGAUUGAGCCGGGCCCCGAGGUUUAACUUAGCUGUGUGCUGGUCCUGGUGGCCUUGGCAAGACCUGUGGUAGCCGUGGAUCCUGGCUGUUCUGAACAGAGGUUAUCUCUGCAUGAAAUUCAUGAGGAUACUUUGUGCUGCCACGGCCAGCUGUCACAGCUGGAAAACAAGAGUUUGAGACGGAGCACUGGAGUCCAGUAGUUCCACCUGCCUGCACUGGCACUUGUGAACUGCACGGAACUCUUCUGCUGGCUCAGGAGUCCCUGGGUUUUCAGCAGGUGGCUUCAGCCCUGAUUUGAACCACCGUUACCUUCAUACCCCUUAGCUAAUCCCUUGCUUGCAAAAGUGCCAGCACAUAGCAGAGCAACUCGAUCCCCUCCUGCACCCUGGCGUGCUGCCCUGACAGAGCCAGGUCCAGGACUCCUUUUUGUGAUUUGGGUUAAUUUUUAUCCCAGGCUUGGGCUUCUCUUCCAGGUAGAAUGAUGGAGCAGAGUGAAGGCCUUGCCAGGGGAAGGGAGUGAUAAGGCUCCAUCACAGGGCCUGCAUGCAGUGCUCGGGCUGUUUAUGGCAAUUUC